This is a messenger RNA of Annulohypoxylon truncatum, 423 nucleotides long. RefSeq lists its product as uncharacterized. NCBI's taxonomy places the organism in Eukaryota, Fungi, Ascomycota, Sordariomycetes, Xylariales, Hypoxylaceae. The record is from RefSeq and is a predicted model, not a curated record. The coding region runs from base 1 to 423 and encodes 140 amino acids. The transcript has a single exon.
AUGGAGGGUAAGAUGGAAGCAUUUAUUGAACUAAGUCAGGUCUUCGACUACGUUUUCACCCGCGAUACUCUUGAAGUCCAAAUGUGGUGGAUCCUCAAGCGGUACAAGCUCUUCAAGCGCAUGUCAUUAGCUAGACAGAGCCAAUACCUGACCCAACUCAUCGAAUGGCGCAAUAACAUUGGAAAGCAUGACGGUUUGUACCUAGCGUAUUUUCUCCCAGGAGUACAUAUUUUCGACCAUGUUACCUCUGAAGACCAGUCUUCUGCGAAUACUGGAAAGAACUGGUUCGUUUGGUGGUAUUCCUCGAGGAGAUAUGGCCUUUUACGAGUUGACUGUAACAAAAUACAAAGAAUUCUAGACGAGGACCGGAUGCUUCUAGAUAAAUUAAGGCCCCGUGAGAUAGAAGCACAAAUACUGCCAUAA